CCCUUCUUCAACUUGGGGCCUGCGCAGCGGCGGCGGCCCAGGACCCUAUAGGCUGUGAAUCCAUCUGUAUCAUGAUAAUGGUCCAAGCUCGAGGCAAGCUCCGUUAUCUAUCAAUCCAUCGAUUUAUCGAUGUGAUUGUGCUGAAUAACUUGGACAUUCGAAUUUCGUGAUUGCUCAACGGUAAAUCAUGAUAAGUAUAAAGCGUGUCUCAUGCAACAGACCUUCAAGUUGAUCGCACUCCUCCCGCACGGUUAUCUUUUCAGCAUCGCACAAGCGAAUACUCCAUGCAUGCAUGCCGGCUCAUUCCAGAGAUAGUAAAACACAUUUUCAGCAACAUCCUUUUCUACGACACCGUUGGUUCCUUAGUAAAUUUUGGAGAUCACUACUUUCAACAAGUCGCGCGACGUUCUCUAGCUGCCCUCUCUCGGGUCUGCCGUUCCUUCAAAGAUCUAGCAUUGGAUGCGUUAUGGCUCAAGCUGGAUAAUUUGGAACCGCUUUUCGCUUGUCUUCCACGAGACUUAUGGACCAUGACUGGUGAUCGGAGGCUUAGACCUAUAACCGCAGCAGAUUGGUUGGUCUUCGAGCAAUAUGCAUCUCGGGUGAGAAUUCUGGGAAUCACGGAUUCAGGUCUUUUCGGAGGCAUAGACGCGGAGUUCGUCUACGCCGUGAUGGGUUUUUGUUCACAGUCGCUGCUGGUGCCCAACCUUCGAAUGCUCCACUGCAAAGGCUGUCCUCCUGUUCUCCAUUCGUGUAUACGUUACCUCCUGGGUCCCAACCUCAUUUAUCUGUUGCUUGUUCCGCCGACAGAAGGUUUUUGGUCCAACGUCAUGCCUUCAGUGUUAUCAGGUCUCAGCAGGCAUUCACCACAAUUGGAAGUCGUCGAAUUCGUCGGACCACAUGCAAUGUGUCCUCGAGCCAGCGAGCUUGCUCUCUGUGGGCUCACGCACUUGCGGGAGGCAACUCUUGUCUUGCCAAGCUGCGGAGAUUUGUCCUGGCUAUCUCGUCUCGUUAGUCUUCAAGAGUUGCGGAUCACCUUCGCUGGAGUUCUCCCUCCCCUCAGAUCUCAAUUUCGUACCUCUUACCUUGACAAACUGGUCGUCUGCUCGUUUAGUUUGACCUCGAGUGGAAAUGAAGUAGCGGGGUGGGUUGUUCCAUGCAGACAGCUGCAGCUCGUUCCUGCCUUUCCUGAAUCCGCGGCUGCUGUCGAAUGUGCCCUGCGCAUGUUGGACAAACGCCUACUUUUCGAUGCUCUGGAGCAUAUCCUACUAGACGUAGUACUCGAGCCUGCUGACCAUAUCGACAACGCAUUCACCCUCCAAACAUUCACUCCCCUCAUGCGCUUCUCCGGCCUGAAAGAGAUUAGUCUCUCGGCAUUUUGUAUGUCUUUACUUGAUGUCGAUGCCCUUGGUUCUAUCGUCAAGUCCUGGCCACGCCUCGAGUGCCUUUACCUUGGGACCAAAUGUUUCUGGCGGACGCCACCCAAAAUCACUUUUCGGGGUCUUGUGGCCUUACUUUCUGCUUGCCCCAAUCUCAGAAACCUCGGUUUGGUAUUCGACGCUACGAAGGUAGAUUCGGCUACAGCUGAGAAAUUAGGACGUGGGGUCGCUGUCUCGCUUUCGGCAGUCUUGCCGUGCUUGGGAGAAUUCAGCGUCGAGUCCUUCUUAUCGAGGGGUCCUGACCGAGUGGCACGAGAGGCCAAGUGGAUAGAGGUAUUGGAGCACAUUAGUCAUAUCUUGACUAAGAAGCAAGAGAGUAACACUACAGGCUUGGAGACCAGGGUUGUGACAAGGAGGUCCACGCGAAAGGUCGCGCGUCGCGGGUGA
This is a messenger RNA of Suillus subalutaceus, 1823 nucleotides long. RefSeq lists its product as uncharacterized. The record is from RefSeq and is a predicted model, not a curated record. The coding region runs from base 285 to 1823 and encodes 512 amino acids. The transcript has 3 exons. Lineage: Eukaryota; Fungi; Basidiomycota; Agaricomycetes; Boletales; Suillaceae.